CCUUGGAACAACGAACGCAAGGCUGAAACGGUGCGAAUUAAUUUUGACGCGGGAUAGUCGUCCCAGGAUUCGAUGCUGAAAUAGGCUUUCAGCGAUUUUCCUCCUGUUCUGGUCUGUUCAUCGCCCACUUGCCCUUGUUGGAUGCUCCACCUCUCCUGUGUCCGAGCUUUGUCACGACGCUCACAAGCGGCUAGAUCUUUCAUGAAAAUGGGGCUUAAGACUCUGUCGGCGGAGAAAGCAGCAGCGCUUGACAAGGAGCUUAUGAGUGAUGGCGCGUUCUCGAUCGACCAAUUGAUGGAGCUUGCUGGCCUCUCCGUCUCACAAGCAGUGUACAAGAUCAUGCCUCCAUCAAAAGGCAAGAACGUACUUGUUGUUUGCGGUCCUGGCAAUAAUGGUGGAGAUGGGCUGGUUGCCGCACGGCACUUGCAUUUCUACGGAUACAUGCCUACAAUCUACUACCCAAAGCAAUCGAAGAAUGAGCUCUAUCAACGCCUCUGCAAGCAACUUCGCGACUUAGAUGUCGCUUUCACCGAUGAUUUUUCGGCCGCUUCUUCAAGCACGAAUCUCAUCGUCGAUGCUGUCUUUGGAUUCUCCUUUUCUGGCGAAGUGCGACAGCCUUUCCCUGCUGUCAUAGAAGGAUUUGAGAAAGCGAAAGUUCCCGUGCUGAGUGUAGACGCGCCUAGCAGCUGGAACAUAGAGACGGGACCUCCGGAAGACGGACCAGGGAAAAACUUUAUGCCGGAUGCGUUGAUAAGUUUGACGGCUGCCAAGCCGUUGGUGAAGUGGUACAAGGGAAGACACUUCAUUGGAGGAAGAUUUUUGAGCAAGGCGAUAGCAGAAAAGUACGAUAUUGAAGUGCCGCCGUACGAGGGUAUCGAUCAGAUAGUUGAAGUACCACUGGGCGAAGGUAAGCUUUGAAGAGCUCGAUCGAAGCAAAAACGAGUGAUAGAUUGUUAGUCCAGAUUUUAGAAUGGAGUAAAAACCCUUGUUGCUUUAAGUUAUACCUACACGUUUAUAAGUUAUACAGAGCUAUAGUACACUUGGAUCGCCG
Verruconis gallopava is the source of this 1051-nucleotide messenger RNA. Its product is annotated as NAD(P)H-hydrate epimerase. Gene Ontology annotation, cellular component: mitochondrion. Bases 142 to 918 code for a protein of 258 amino acids. Gene Ontology annotation, molecular function: NAD(P)HX epimerase activity. The record is from RefSeq and is a predicted model, not a curated record. The transcript has 3 exons. NCBI's taxonomy places the organism in Eukaryota, Fungi, Ascomycota, Dothideomycetes, Venturiales, Sympoventuriaceae.